UAAUCAUAGCAUGGAGACUGGAGAGCGGGAAUAUAAGCGUGUGAACAGGUAUUUUGUACAUGCUUCGUUAUGACGCAUCAGAAAGCGGCGCAAUAGACUAGUCUUGUAACCCAAACUCUAGUAGCACGUUUUUGUUCCAUGAGCGAUCCCCCUCUCCGUCUAUAAAUAUACGUACAUCCAUCUUUAUUAGUACCAUACAAGCAUAGGGUAGGUAGUAAAUAUAAUCAAGUUACUGAGAACACUGCAGCAUGCUUUCAUUUGCUUGAGAGGCCAAGAUAGUUAAAAUUUAUUUAUAAAAAUGGGGAGUGAGGGUGAGAUGAAGGUGGUAUCAAAGUUCGGGAGAAUAUGUGUGUUUUGUGGGAGCAGCCAUGGCAAAAAGAUCAGCUAUCAGGAUGCUGCUAUUCAGCUUGCCAAAGAACUGGUAUCAAGAAACAUUGAUCUGGUGUAUGGAGGGGGCAGCAUUGGCCUAAUGGGUUUGAUUUCUCAGGCUGUUCAUGAUGGUGGGAGGCAUGUCAUUGGGGUGAUUCCCAAGACUCUCAUGCCCAGAGAGUUAACUGGUGUGACAGUAGGGGAAGUGAAGGCAGUAGCAGAUAUGCACCAAAGGAAAGCUGAAAUGGCUAGGCACUCAGAUGCUUUUAUUGCCUUGCCAGGUGGUUAUGGCACACUUGAGGAACUCCUUGAAGUAAUCACUUGGGCUCAACUUGGUAUCCAUGAUAAACCGGUGGGAUUGCUUAAUGUGGACGGUUACUACAACAUUUUACUGUCAUUUAUUGACAAGGCUGUGGAGGAAGGCUUCAUAAACCCGAAUGCACGCCAUAUUAUUGUGUCAGCACCAACAGCAAAGGAGUUGGUCAAGAAAUUGGAGGAUUAUGUUCCUCGCCAUGAGAUAGUUGCUUCGAAGUCCAACUGGGAGACAGAGCAACUUGCCCACCCUCAAGCAUAUAAUAUCUCAUGAAGGAUUAAGGGGCGACGGUGUAGCAGUUUGUUAGAUGAACGAUACUUGGCAGUGAAGAAGCUAACUAAGACUUAAGAUUAAUUUCUACUGUUUGGGGAUUAAGAUUUGUACUUUCUGUAAAUUAGUUCCACGACCUAGUUGAAGCGUCCUUAGUAUCCCAGCUCGACUUGAAAGUUCACUUUCGAAUCAUUGUAACUUUGUAAGUAUUAUUAGUACUUAAUUGUUGCAUAUGAAAUUUCCUAGUUAAGGGUUAGUUACUUGUGUUUCUUGAUCUGUUCGUUU
Molecule: messenger RNA, 1237 nt
Organism: Daucus carota subsp. sativus
Lineage: Eukaryota; Viridiplantae; Streptophyta; Magnoliopsida; Apiales; Apiaceae
Product: cytokinin riboside 5'-monophosphate phosphoribohydrolase LOG1
Exons: 7
Coding region: 299-955 (218 amino acids)
Biological process (GO): cytokinin biosynthetic process
Cellular component (GO): cytosol
Molecular function (GO): hydrolase activity, hydrolyzing N-glycosyl compounds
Source: RefSeq, a predicted model, not a curated record